This is a messenger RNA of Paralichthys olivaceus (Japanese flounder), 4035 nucleotides long. NCBI's taxonomy places the organism in Eukaryota, Metazoa, Chordata, Actinopteri, Pleuronectiformes, Paralichthyidae. The record is from RefSeq and is a predicted model, not a curated record.
AGCAGAGGGGAGGGAGGGAGAGAGAGAGAGCGAGAGAGGUAGCACACCACACACAACGAGGGAACCCCAUCAGCUGGAAGUCGAGUAACAUUACAACUCUCAGCAGCUUCAAACUACUACAUUACACAGACGAGGGUCCACAUCUGCUCUGAGGAUUUAACCCGCGUUGGAUCACGGGAUUUUUUUCGCCCCGUAUCCCCAACAUUUGUCUCUUAUAGUACAGAGACUGUUUGCUGUUUUUUUUUUGUGAGGAGAGGGGGGGACCAAACUGGCGAGAGGCGAGCAUGGAGUAUUUCAUGGUACCAGCUCAGAAGGUGCCCUCCCUGCAACAUUUCAGGAAAACGGAGAAAGAAGUGAUCGGGGGUCUCUGCAGUCUUGCCAACAUUCCUCUGACCCCAGAAACAGCCCGGGACCAAGAGAGGCGAAUCCGCAGAGAGAUCGCCAACAGCAACGAGCGUCGGCGUAUGCAGAGCAUCAACGCUGGAUUCCAGUCACUUAAAACACUCAUCCCACACAGUGAUGGAGAGAAGCUCAGCAAGGCUGCCAUCCUGCAACAGACAGCAGACUACAUUUUCACUUUGGAGCAGGAGAAGACGCGGCUAUUGCAGCAGAACAGUCAGCUCAAGCGAAUCAUACAAGAGUUAAGUGGUUCUUCCCCGAAGAGGAGGCGUGCAGAGGAGAAGGAUGAAGGCAUCGGCUCGCCAGACAUCCUGGAGGAGGAGAAGACCGAGGACUUGAGGAGGGAGAUGAUCGAGCUGCGGCAGCAGCUGGAGAAAGAGCGGUCAGUGCGGAUGUUGCUGGAAGAUCAGAUGCGUUCCCUGGAUGCACAGAUCUACCCAGAGAAACUUAAGGCAAUCGCCCAGCAGGUCCAGGAGCAGCAGGCCCAAACACAGAGCCUCGUUCAUCAGCACAAGCAGCUGGAGAGGGACUUCACUCCAGCCCACAGCCCACAGGUGUUGGCCCCUGCGACCCCUCCUGCACCUACACACCAUGCCACGGUCAUCGUCCCGGCACCGGUCCAAACUCCCCAACCCCAUCAUGUCACCGUGGUAACCAUGGGCCCCGCAUCAGUCAUCAACACAGUGUCCACAUCUCGACAGAACCUGGACACCAUUGUUCAAGUAAGACCAAAAUGGAAGGAGGCAAUCCAGCACAUUGAGGGCACCCAGGGGAAGGGUUGUGUCGGCGAGGAAGAGCAGCGAAGGGCAGUCAUCGUCACUUCAGGUCGCGUACUCUCAGACGCGGCGGGCUCAGACACGGCGUCGAACAGUGACGGGCCGGACGACUGCUCGCUGCCCUGAGCUCAUCCCUGAUUUCACGCACGACGUAAACGCAUACACAGAAAACGCCCAAGAAGACCAGGGCCAUGGGCGGCUUCAACCCCACAGCACUCUUGUUCAGUGGACAUUAAUAGGGCUGGUAGACAGAUUGAAGCACUCGUCUUUUUUUUCCUUCUUUUACUACGCACUCUUAACAUGUUGUACCGUGAUAGGCAGCCCAAAUAGGUUUACACUUAGACACUCAUACAUGCAGCCUCUCCUGCAUCUUCUCUCUGCUAAUCUCUAGGCCUCCGCUAUCUCACUCAUAUCAGUUCAUUAACGUGUAGAAAGGUUACGAUAGCAACUAUUUCACUGACUGAUCCAUAAAUGCUCUGUCACACGGGAUAUUAUUUCAAAUAUCCGAUUCAAAGAGACACUUUGUUGAGCUUACAAGACAAGACUGUCUCAACGUCACAUCUUUACAGCUUUUAGAUGAAACAUUAGGUUUAUUCACUCUUGUGAAGUCUACUCUUUUCAUGUUUUGUUUCUCUGAGGCUCCCACAACCAGCAAGUUAAAGCGAUUGUACUGGAAAAACACAAAAAAAGGCACCACGUUGGCAGCAAUUUAAAAGCUGUCGUCAUGGGUGAUUUGGUGCUCACAGGAAUUGAAAUAAGCUCGGGAGGAGAGAGUGCACUUAUGGUUCACAACUCUAUUCGUUCUUUUGUUUGUUUGUUACCUUUUUUUACUGGGCUGGGUUCCUAGUAAUCCCACAUGUGUAUUUGGCAUGUUUUUCUUUUUACUCAUGGCCUGAUUUAAAAAAAGAAAAAAGUGCUUUGACAUUUCUUGACACCUUCCCAUGUUGAAUAGAAGAGCACCUGGCUUGUUAAAUAAGCUAAUCCGUGGACACUCUGUAGUGAUUUCCACUGGUGUGAGUGUGUAUGUGUCCCUUUUUAGCGUCUUUGAAUCAGCAGAGGCGUCGGUGGUUCCCCAGACUCUGGCAGUCUGCAACAGUGCCACUCAUUUCUGCCUUGAAAUUAAGCCACACAUGUAUGUGUGCACAACACUGAGACAUACGACUGACAUACAAUCACGUGUUUGCUAAAGAUUAAGGGCUGCUUUCCUUCAACCCCUAACAGUGUAGCGUCUUGUCCAGAUGUUCCAUCAAAGCAGAGUAUGCUACAAACACGAGGAAAAUGCCCAGUGCAACAGUUUGAAUGAUGCUGUGGAGUUGACUGGGUAGACCACACAUGCUCUAUGCAUUUCCUUUAAUAGAUAAUUUGUUCUUUUGCUUGGUCUAGUGUACCGCACUAUUCACAUGCUUCAGCUUAGUUCUUAUUUUUAAACGUGUUGUUUUGCCUGGAACAGAAAGAUGGACAUUGAGACGUAGCUGAGAGGCAACAGCUUGCCUUACUAACAGCAGGUGCACAGUGCAGAGAGGCACUGUGUGAAUCCAGCCUUAACACAACCCUGGGGUCGGAACACUUGAUCUGCGUCAUUCGGUGGCCGCUGGAAUCCCUCUGGUUUUCACUUCGCCUUUUCAAACAGGCAUGUUUAACUCCCAGGGUGUGUUAGCUUAUAUAUUCCAAGUAAUUUUGUCUAUUUCGCUUAUGUUUGUUUUAUUAUUUCUGCAGGUUGCUGGUUUACUAAUUACAGUGUUCCUCAUAAUUCUUCCAUUUAGUAUUCAAACCUAAUGUGAAUACUGACUGCUGGUAGUAUUCGUGUGUAGAUUCAAGCUGUUUUGGCCCCUUUGUGUGCACUAUUAUUGUCAGAUGUGUGGAAAAAAGAAUUCCACAAAGAAAUGUUCACAUUCCAUAAAGCUAAACUGUUCUUCCCGACAUGUUAAUAACAAUUGUUAAACCAGAUAUAUGUAGAAAUUAGUCACAUUUAGGGCUUUUGACACAUCAAUGCUAUUUAGUGACAAACUCACUAUUGAAUCUCCUGCGUCAGUGCAAAGAGGAAGCUUUGAAUUGCUUGACAGAUGCUUUCAAGCGAUCACACCUCUCUCUGUCGUGACUUAUGUCAUGAAGUUUGCCCUUUAAGGAAAUGUUGAUGUCAGCUCCUCUGAAAUGAGAGAGGCGUCUGUCAGAUUGAAUCAUGGGAUAUUUCCCAGUACUUAUUGUAUCCAGGGGAUUCCUGGAUGUUGAAAAUAUAGUUUGCAUGCUCUGCUUUUUGUAGAGCCCUUUUUCUUUUUUUACAGUUAUCUGCAUUCGACCGUCUUCUGCUGAAUCACAGAAUAGUUUUAUCUCCAUCUGUGUUUUGCACUCUUUUCUGUGUCUUAGGAAAUGUUACGUGGACAUAUCAGAUUGUCAGAUGAGUGUUGUGGGCCGUGGGAUCAUUAAAUGGCGUCAUGAUUACAAAGCACUUACUGUACUAUACUGGAGUCCGCCUCUUUAUGUUGUAAAAAGAGGCAUCUCCUCAGCUGAAGCUCUUGAGAUAAUGAAUAAAAAACCGCACAGCUGUGUAUCCCCCCCCCUUCCCCUUCAUGUCCGGUCCUGCAACAUCUCGUCCUGUUUGCCGCUCAACUCUUUAUAUUUGUUCUUUUGCGAUCUGUUAUGCCAUCUUUGUUUUUCUGUUGUCGAUAUCUCUUGUCCUCGUUCACAUUUUGCAGCUCCCUCCUCUCCCUCUCCGUCUGUUCUCUAUACCUUUUUUUUUGUUAGACCUGUUAAUGCAUAUGGUCAUCAAGAAGCUUUUGUUGUUUUUUUUUUUAAGAGAAAUGUUUUGGGGAUAAAGAGGCUUGUGCCUUUGUAAAGACAGAAUAAUAAAGUUUGUACUUUG